Molecule: messenger RNA, 1125 nt
Organism: Trypanosoma brucei brucei TREU927
Lineage: Eukaryota; Euglenozoa; Kinetoplastea; Trypanosomatida; Trypanosomatidae
Gene: TB927.1.990
Exons: 1
Coding region: 1-1125 (374 amino acids)
Molecular function (GO): calmodulin binding
Source: RefSeq, a predicted model, not a curated record
AUGAGUGGCGAAAACAUUAAAAAUUUGCUGGCGCCGCAGCCAACGGUGGAUCAAGGACCGUACAGUGGGAAGUAUGAGAAGCGUAUGGUGGAUCUUCCAAAACCAACGUACUCAACGUUUUACAACAAGAACAAAGAGUUCGACAGUACUCACCCCAGGUAUUUCAAGCAACGUGACGCGGUUAUCGGCCCAAUAGUGAAUGAUACAGUGGAUCCCAAGAACUUUCUCCGCACAGGACAGGGGAUCAAACACAUUGUUCCACCUGUGCCCCAUAAAAAGCAGCACCGAAAGGAUUUUUUAGACUGCGGAGACAUACGGAAACGCACUCAGGGAGCGAUGGAGCCGGCAGAUCAACAACAGAAGGAAAGUUCGGGGAUGGGUGGUAUGGGAUCUCUUGCAAAUACAAAUGGGGUGGGUGGGCAAGCGGGUGAUGGCAUUCGGGAGCACGACAUGAGCUCCAACGACCCUGAGCGAAAGGGCGAGCAAGCUAACGGUGGCGACACCGGCUUGCGUGGCACCGGAAACGUUGAAUCUGCUGUGGGAUCAUGUGACAACAAAAAUAAUUUCCAGGGGGCCGCAACAGGAGACAAUGGGCGCUGCCACCUGAAUUCACUUGACCGCUCACGUUGUAAAAAGGACUUUGUCACGUCAAACAUUAUUGAUGUAGACAACAUGGUCCCAAAACGGCGGAAAGAUCAACCUGAGGAUCCAACCCGCAGAAAGACAUUUGGUCGGGUACCUGGGUAUAUAGGACGAGUGAAGGAGGUAAUUGAGAAGGAGCGAAUGCAACUUAAAGCAAUUGGUGAGGCGAGAACGAACAAUCGCCUAGAGAGAGUGGGUAAAUUUGUAUACCGAUUGGAUGAGCAAGAAAGGCUAAACAUGAUCUCCAAAUUACGAGCGAAGCUGACAGAAAAAGGUGCUGAGUUGAAUAGAAUGCCAUUUGCUAAAGAUACAUAUAUUCAGAUGAAGCGAAAGUCUGAUUUGGAGAAGCGUAUCAAGGAGAUCGAGAGCUCUCUCGAGAAGCUGGAAAAAGACGCUGUGUUUAUUUAUAGCGAUGAUCCAAGGGUAGUUCACUGGACCAAGGACGCUGCUUUUGAGGAGGCCCGUCUCUUUGCCUCCGACUAG